This is a messenger RNA of Toxoplasma gondii ME49, 2371 nucleotides long. RefSeq lists its product as hypothetical. The coding region runs from base 1 to 2172 and encodes 723 amino acids. The transcript has a single exon. Gene Ontology annotation, cellular component: nuclear pore; nuclear pore central transport channel. NCBI's taxonomy places the organism in Eukaryota, Apicomplexa, Conoidasida, Eucoccidiorida, Sarcocystidae. The record is from RefSeq and is a predicted model, not a curated record. Gene Ontology annotation, biological process: protein import into nucleus; RNA export from nucleus. Gene Ontology annotation, molecular function: structural constituent of nuclear pore; phospholipid binding.
AUGUUCGGCAACACGGCAACCACGUCUUCCGCCGCCUCGGGGGGCGGGGGCGGCGGCCUCUUCGGUUCAACUUCCAGUCCCUUUGCUUCUUCUUCGUCAUCUCUGUUUGGGGGGUCCUCUGGAACCUCGAAGCCCGGGGGGCUCUUCGGCGCAGCCCCAGCAGGUUCGGGGACAGCGACACCGAGCCUCUUUGGAGGCACGACGGGGGGAGCUUCGCUCUUUGGGGCUGCCUCGACUUCGAUUGUUUCUUCGGGCCAGACCCUGUCGUCACCGAGCACCGGCAGUGGACUCUUCGGCUCAGCCUCCGCAGCGAAACCGUCGCUAUUUGGAAGCACCGUGCCUGCCUCUACAGCAAGUGCACAGGCAGCUUCCACUGGAACCGCGUCAGGCUCGGGAAGCGCCCUCUUUGGGGCUUUGGCAAAGCCUGCUGGGGCCGACGCCACUGGAGCCCCCGCUGGCGGGCUGUUUGGGUCUUCGACUGGAGCCCAAGGCACCGGGGGCGCCGCGGCAGCCACCACCGCACCCGCCGCAGGGACAGGCCUCUUCGGGGCGACGUCGAGUGCCUCGCAGCCGUCGACCGCGGGGACAGGCCUGUUUGGGGCGACGUCGAGUGCCUCGCAGCCGUCGACCGCGGGGACAGGUCUGUUUGGGGCGGCGUCGAGCUCCUCGCAGCCGUCGACCGCGGGGACAGGUCUGUUUGGGGCGGCGUCGAGCUCCUCGCAGCCGUCGACCGCGGGGACAGGUCUGUUUGGGGCGGCGUCGAGCUCCUCGCAGCCGUCGACCGCGGGGACAGGUCUGUUUGGGGCGGCGUCGAGUGCCUCGCAGCCGUCGACCGCGGGGACAGGCCUGUUUGGGGCGGCGUCGAGUGCCUCGCAGCCGUCGACCGCGGGGACAGGCCUGUUUGGGGCGGCGUCGAGUGCCUCGCAGCCGUCGACCGCGGGGACAGGCCUGUUUGGGGCGGCGUCGAGUGCCUCGCAGCCGUCGACCGCGGGGACAGGUCUCUUCGGGGCGGUGGCAGGCUCCUCGCAGCCGUCGACCGCGGGGACAGGCCUCUUUGGGGCGAAGCCUGCAGCUGAUGGGGCUGGAGCGCAUACGGCAGAGAAGCAGGCGACCGCAAAGGGCACAGAAGCACCGGCGGCGUCUGCAGCCCCUGCUGAAGGGACAAAGGCGACUGGGGGCGCGACUGGGCUCCUGGGUUCCUCGUCGCUGUUCGGUGACACAAAGGCCGCCAGUGCGGCCUCAAGCACUGGGGCGACGACUUCGCUUUUCGGGGCUGCUGCAGCGCCAGCCGCCGGUGGUGCGACAGGCACAAAGCCGGCAGGAGACAGUGCCUCUUCUUCCUCGGUCUCUGCGCCUUUUGGAGCGGGGCUCGGCGCGUCUUCGACUGCGAAUUCGGGGAGCUCUGGAAACGCAGCGGCUGGAGGUCUUUUCGGGGCGGCGGCCGCGGGCUCGGCGAAGGCACCUGAAAAGCUCCAGGGGGCCUCGGGACCCGCUGGAGCCACAGCGAGCGGUGCCACCACCGCGGAGACUUUGCCGCCGCCUCAGCAAGUCGCGCUGGAGACACUGCAGCACGAGCGGGUGGAAGAAGUUCUGGCCAAGUGGGAGAAGAGACUGCAGCGCCGCGUGCGGCGGUUCAACGAGGUUGCCGAGGAAGUGGGGAGUGUAGAGAAGGCGAUGAUUGAAGAGAGCAAGAAACUCCAUGCUUUGCGGGAAGAACAGAUCAAGAUUGAGAAGCGCCAGACCUACAUCUGCGACUUCAUCGAUGGGCUUGAGCGCCAGCAAAGGGAUCUUUUGACGUUGCUGGCCUCCGUGGAAGCUUCGGUUCUUCGGCAGAUUCCCCAAGACAAUGGCGACCCGACCGGGGCUGCAGGAGGGGACGCUCUAGCGCAGCGUGUGCAGAGAGAAUGGGAAGCGGAGAGCGGGUUUCACUCUUCUUCUGAAGAAGAGCUCUUGUCUAGAAGGUUGCGAAACAUCGACGAGCAACUAAACGACGUAGGCCUCGCUCUUUCUGAAGCAACCGAGAGAUUCCAGCCGGGCCCUCUGGGUACUGUCGCGCAGGUGCUGGGCAUUCACCAGGCUGCGCUCCAGGCUUCGUGGCGCCAAGCCAGUGAGCUGCAGCAGCGAAUGGACGCUCUUCAGCGGCUUACAUCGGAUGCGAAACAUGGUGAAUGAGAAAGGUUCAGCAAAGCUAGCGUCACAGGAGGUCGACGGAUGUGGGGGGACAUGGCGAGCAAAGUGACUGGGAUCUUCUCUCUGUGCGCGCGUCGUAUCUUUUGUAUUCCUUGUCGUCGUGGGUCUUUGACCCGCUUCGUUUCGCGCUCGUUUUGUGUCUUUCUCCCAUCGGGCGUUCAGUACGUUUUCCGUCUUGAUG